GCGCGAGGGGGCUGGGGCUGGGGAUGUGGUACCGGCUGCUGGCGGCGGCCGGUAGUAGAGCGGUGGCCGGGCCCCUGGUCUGGCUGUGGCGAUGUGGUGGCUCGGGAGGCGGCAGGACGGCCAAGAACAGCGCGAGGGCCCUGGGCACGGCCUGACAGUGCCUCCAGGGGAUCCACUUUCAGAAGCCGACUCUGCAGGCAAGACCGACGUUAUUUUCCCGGUGGCUGUGUUCAAAACCACCCAAAGGGUUUGAGAAAUACUUUAACAGGAGUGGAAGGAACACAAACUCCGAAACAUCAACAGCACCAAAAAAAGGGGGACUUCCCCUGGGAUGACGAGGAUUUCCGCAAUCUGGCCCUUUUGGGGGCAGGCGUUGCCAUGGGAUUUUUCUACCUCUAUUUUUGAGAUCCGGGAAGAGAGAUCACUUGGAAGCACUUUGUACAGUAUUACCUGGCCAGGGGUCUGGUGGACCGGCUGGAAGUCGUGAACAAACAAUUUGUGUGUGUUAUUCCUACCCCGGGACCUCUUCUGAGAAGCUCGUGUGAUUUAACAUUGGCAGUGUUGACACCUUCGAGCGGAACCUGGAGUUGGCUCAGUGGGAGCUGGGGAUCGAGCCCCACAACCAGGCAGCGGUGGUCUACACCAGCAAGAGUGACGGAGAAUUGAAGCAGGGAAGUAUUUGGCUAGGCAGCAUUAAAAGAGAAAACCAGUCGUGGGUGUCAUUGUUGGAGCAGAAAUUCCCUGAAGUCCCAUAGGAAGCCUUCCAUAAUUGGCCAUGCAGCAGGAUCACUGCGAGAGCCCUGUCAAAAUGCACUUUCAUCAUUUCCACCUGCCACUCCUGCAGAACUGUCGAAUUAAUGUCCAGAGCUCUUUCUUGCGAAGCCUGGUGCCCACCCUUCUCCUGGUUGGCAUUCUCCUCUAUGCUGCCAGGAGGGGCCUUAUGGGAGCCAGGCGCAGUAGACGAGGAGGGGCCUCUUCAGUGUUGGUGAGACGACAGCCAAGAUCUGAAAGGGCAGCAUCGAUGUGCGAUUUGCGGACGCAGCUGGGUGCGAAGAAGCCAAAUUGGAAAUUAUGGAAUUUGUGAAUUUCCUGAAGAAUCCCAAGCAAUAUCAGGAGUUAGGAGCACAAAUUCCAAAGGUUCUUGACAUGUUUGCAAUGGCCCGAAAAAACGCUCCAUGUGUCUUACUCAUUGAUGAGAUUGAUGCGAUUGGCAGGAAGCGAGGCCAAGGGCACUUUGGAGGCCAGAGGUUCAACUCUGCCACCAACGUCAUGGUGUUGGCUGGCACCAUCCACUGUGACAUCCUGGACCCCACCCUCAUAUGGCCUGGCCGGUUUGAUCGCCAGAUUUGCAUUGGUCUUGAGAAGAAGACCCAGGUCCUGCAGCCCAGUGAAAAGACAACUGUGGCUUACCACGAGGCCGGACACGCGCUGGUGGGCUGGUUCCUGGAGCACGUGGACCCCCUGCUGAAGGUGUCCAUCAUCCCCCGGGGCAAGGGACUUGGCUGUGCACAGUACCUGCCCCGGGAGCUGCACCUCUACACCCAGGAGCAGCUCUUCGACCACAUGUGCGUGAUGCUCGGGGGCCGGGGGCCGAGCAGCUUCAGGCAGAUCACGACUGGGGCUCAGGAUGACCUGAGGAAGGUCACCCAGAGCGCCUACGCCCAGAUUGUGCAGUUUGGGAUGAGUGAGAAGCUGGGCCAGGUGUCCUUCGACUUUCCCCGACAAGGCGAGGCCCUGGUGGAGAAGCCGUACAGCGAGGCAACCUCCCAGCUCAUUGACAAGGAGGUCUGGCAUCUCGUCAGUGCCGCCUACAAGUGCACCCUGGACCUGCUGACACAGUGUCGGGAGCAUGUGGAGAAGGUGGACCAGUGGCUGCUGGAGAAGGCAGACAUGGUGGAGCUGCUGGGCCCCCGGCGCUUCGCGGAGAAGUCUACCUAUGAGGAGUUUGUAGAGGGCAUGGGCAGCCUGGAGGAGGACACAUCCCUACCCAAGGGGCUGAAGGGUUGGAACCAGGGACAGGAGGAGGAAGACGUGGCAGCCUGUGCAGGGGGGCUCUGCGUAGCCUGUGGUGGCUGCCUGCACCUGCUGCUGGGUGGAAUUGGGGUGACUGUCACUUACCUGGCUUUGCAAAGCAGCUGCGGAAUCUCACCCAAAACAAAAUAAAACGUGACAACUGUGAAUGGGCGUUUUAGAUUAGGGUGCUCUGAGCCCACAUGCAGGGAGUGGGCAGAGGGGGUACCCUGAGUCCCUGAGCCCUCCUGCUGGAGGACAGUUGGGUCCAGGGUUAGACGGGAGAGGCCCCAGGGCUCUGGUCCCUGUGGUGCUGAGGAAAGCACGAGAGUAGCUUCAAGAGGAGCUUGCAUGGGGCAUCUUGGAGACACCAGGCCUUCCUGGGGCCUCCGUGGAGGAGUGUUGAUGUGGUCAUAAAGUCACUCGGAGCCUGGGCCCAGCACAGAAACCCUCACCAUUUGGUAGAAUUGAGAAAAGGAGAACGUCAGCCAGGUAUCAAGGGGAAGUCAGGUUUCUAAAGCAGUUGUUUGGAUUGGUAGAAGCUGAUCUGCUGAUCUGUCCUUAAAAAGGAGCCCACACCACCCACAGGUGCAUGGCUGAGGGAGGAGGUGGAGCUGUGGGGCCUCACACCUGGGUUCCCCAUCAGGGUACCCCCCCCUACCCCCGCCUGCGCCUCGGCUCUGUGGCAGCACUGCUGAGUGUGAGGGAAUUGAGUUGCUUAAAAAACCUAGCCCCUGUCCUUGGCUGGAGGUGCUUUCGCUGCAGGAUGUGUCUGAAUCAUCACUUCUGUUCCUGUGACCCCUUUUUGUUGGAGUCUUGGAGGGGGAAGCUCUGCAGGGCCCCAGCCGGCUCAGGGGUGUUUGUGGAGAGGCCAUGGUUCUGAAGCCCCAGCACGCGGCUGCCUCUGGCCCUGGUACCUGUUCGUGAACCGUUUUCCUGGGGUUGGGUAGCUCCUGAUUUUUAUUAGGAAGGCCCCUUCUGGGCUCUGAGCUCUAGGCCCUUUGGCGCCUUGAACUGAGGGAGGCUUUGCUUUUUCUUAUCUGGGGUGUGUGGGACUUGAUGAGGAUGCCCCAUGCGCUUUCUCCAGCACAUGACCUGCCUCCAGGACUCGCUGGGGUCAGCAACAGCAGGGCAGUGUCAGCCUCAGCCACUGCCUUGGGGUGGGUGGAUGCGUGUCUAGGUCACCUGGGUUGGGACCUGGGAAGACGCCCAUUUGCAGAUGUCC
Molecule: messenger RNA, 3235 nt
Organism: Nomascus leucogenys (northern white-cheeked gibbon)
Lineage: Eukaryota; Metazoa; Chordata; Mammalia; Primates; Hylobatidae
Product: AFG3-like protein 1
Biological process (GO): mitochondrial protein processing; protein-containing complex assembly
Cellular component (GO): m-AAA complex
Molecular function (GO): ATP-dependent peptidase activity; ATP hydrolysis activity; ATP binding
Source: RefSeq, a predicted model, not a curated record